Molecule: messenger RNA, 2662 nt
Organism: Daphnia magna
Lineage: Eukaryota; Metazoa; Arthropoda; Branchiopoda; Diplostraca; Daphniidae
Product: forkhead box protein K2
Biological process (GO): regulation of transcription by RNA polymerase II
Molecular function (GO): RNA polymerase II cis-regulatory region sequence-specific DNA binding; DNA-binding transcription factor activity, RNA polymerase II-specific; protein binding
Source: RefSeq, a predicted model, not a curated record
UUGCGAACGUCAAGCUCCCCUACCUCCUUCUUUUUGAGCUUUAUAAUAAGUUUGUUUUUUUUUGCACUUCCGUGGUUUUUGUCAAACAACUCUCUAAUUUGCCUGGAAAUUUUAAUGUCGCAGCCUUUUUUUCUUUGAGAUUUGUUUUCUCGCCGUUGUUAGACACAAGAAGCGGUAUAUAUUAUCGCUGUAUUAGUGGUUGUGUAAGUUGUUUGUGACGCGUGUGUAUACACACAAGACUCGGUGAUGGCGGCCUCCAGCCAAUCUCAUGACCACGUUGCGACCCAUAUCACGGAAAGGGAUAGAGAUAGAGAGAGUGAAGCUUACGCAUUAUUGUCAUUGAAAACAGCCCCAACGAGUCCUGGUUCAGCCCACCAUUGGAACCAUGGAGGUGAGGCAAGAGGACCAGUGGCGAUUGCAAGGAUUGAAGGACGAGAGUUUGAAUUUCUUGUUCGACAAAAAAGGAUAGUGAUCGGACGGAAUUCAUCCAGAGGACAAGUAGAUGUUAAUAUGGGUCAUUCUUCAUUCAUAUCAAGACGCCAUUUAGAAGUCUAUUUUGAACACCCAUUUUUUUACAUGAUCUGUAAUGGGAAAAAUGGUGUAUUCGUUGAUGGAGUAUUCCAAAGAAAAGGAGCUGCACCUCUGCAACUUCCAAAAAUGUGUGUCUUUCGUUUUCCCAGCACAAAUAUAAGACUGAUGUUUCAAUCUCUUGUUGAUGAAACUGGACCACCACCGAACCUUGGGAACCAGUUUCCAACCAAUGCAAAUUUGUCAUCUGGGUCUACACCAACAACACAACUUGCUCCUCCAUCUCCAUUUAAGAGAAAAGCCCCAUCCACUCAACAGCAACCUCAUUUAGCUCCGCUAAGAAUUAACAUACCCAUUGGAGAGGAAGAAACGGAAGCUUCGAGUCCUCUUCCAUCACCCACGGGAACGAUUAGCGCUGCCAAUUCGUGCCCGGUCAGCCCCAGAGAAGGAAGUCAUAGUUUAGGUCGUAGCCAUUUUGGCGGAUUCUCUCACUUUCACCAUGAGUUGAAUCCUUCCUCAUCGCACGGCCAUGGAACAGCUACUGGUUAUACUUCAGGUUCAGGCCAAGAUCUAAUACAGGACCAUAGUCCAGGAGCCGAAGGCGGGAAUGAUACAAAAGACGACAGCAAGCCCCCGUAUUCUUACGCUCAGCUAAUCGUGCAAGCUAUUUGUACGGCCCCCGACAAGCAAUUGACACUCAGUGGUAUUUAUUCGUACAUCACGAAGAACUACCCCUAUUAUCGUACCGCUGACAAAGGAUGGCAGAACUCCAUCCGCCACAAUCUAUCACUGAACCGUUAUUUUCUGAAAGUACCUCGGAGUCAAGAAGAACCAGGGAAAGGUUCGUUCUGGAGAAUAGACCCUACUAGUGAAUCGAAGUUGGUUGAACAAGCCUUCCGCCGUCGAAGGCAACGAGGCGUCCCUUGCUUUAGGACACCCUACGCAAGAAGUGCCCCCCCUACUCACGGUGGGAUGCCAAACAUGUCUGUCUCCGGCUUGGCAACACCCGAUUGUUUAUCUAGAGAGGGAUCUCCUGGACCAAUGUCCGAGCCAUACGGAGACGUUGUCAAUAGCCAAGGAGUGGCACAGCAUCUGGAAAUAAAGAGUAGUAGUCGACCCAAUUCACCAUUUUCUUUACACCAAGGAACUGGAGUAGUAGUACAGUCGAAUCAUCCAACUCAUGUGGUAGUCUUGCAACCUACUCAACUCGCGCAUGGACCGACAGCUAACGGCGGAUCGGAGAGUAGUUACCUGGGAGGAACACAGGCCUCAGUCAUUGUGCCCUUUGUAACUACCUACUCAUCAUUUGGAAGCGCAAGCAAUUCCAAUGGUGGAAACGAGUCCUUAGCCAGCCUGCAGCCCAGUAGUAUUAAACGGACCUAUCCUCCUGCAUCUUCAAGUCCUGCACCAGUCAACGCUGGAAUAAGUAACACUGGACCGUGUUUUGAGGGAAACGAGAAGAAAAUUAAACUCGAUACUGAGGAAGAAAGUGAAAAGUAGACCAAUGAAACUUUUGGUUGCAUAUGUCAGUAAGAUAUAACAAAAGCGUCUAAUGUUGGUGGGCAUUUCCCAUAUUCAAGUAAUCGAUGCAUCAUGGCUGGGAAAGAGAACAUGUAACUUUCUUGCUAUCGCAUCCACGUCUUUUUCUUUUUAUUGAGUGCUGGACGAUACCUUCACUUCGUUUCCCUUGAUUCUUCAUCGUAGUAAACUGAAAGUUCAGCUCCGAUAUAAAGGACUUCUCUUUGUAAUUGUCGAUUUAAAGCAGUGUAGUGUUUACUCGUUUUGCCUGAAUUUCUUCUUAAUAUACUUGCGAUAUAUUUAUCUCGUAUCACCACAACGGUUAGGAAUGAAAUCCCAAGGACGCUGCUUACAUGAGACUUGUGCUGUGUAGAUGACUCCAGACAUCGCUGUAUGCAGAUUCACCUUCGUUUCGUAGUCUUGAUUCGAGUUUUAAACGUCGCCUUGCGUUUUGACAAGUUAUUGACCCAUUUCACGUUACUUUGCUUUAACCCAACCUGUUAAAUAGCAGACUCACGGUCUCUUGUUGUGUAACGUGUAUUAUUUUCCCACUUGAUGAAGUGGCAUGUAAUUGUUCAUCCGUCAUUGAAAUACAACGCAAUGUUCGAAAUGAUAA